GUUCCAAGUGGGAGUUUCUCGUUUCAGCUGCUCUGCUGAGAGGGCUUGCUGGCUGCUCUGCCCUUUUGCCCGUCUCGCCCGGUCUAGCCCUCCACCUCGCAGGUUCUUUCUGUGGUUUUCAAUAAACUUCCAGGUGAACUAUGAAAGAUUAUGAUGAGCUUCUCAAAUACUAUGAAUUAUAUGAAACUAUCGGGACAGGUGGCUUUGCAAAGGUCAAACUUGCCUGCCAUAUCCUCACUGGAGAAAUGGUGGCUAUAAAAAUCAUGGAUAAAAAUGCACUAGGGAGUGACCUGCCUCGGGUCAAAACAGAGAUUGAUGCCUUGAAGAAUCUGAGACACCAGCACAUAUGUCAACUCUACCAUGUGCUAGAAACAACCAACAAAAUAUUCAUAGUUCUUGAGUACUGUCCUGGCGGAGAGCUGUUUGACUACAUAAUUUCCCAGGAUCGCCUGUCAGAAGAGGAGACCCGGGUCGUCUUCCGCCAGAUAGUAGCUGCAGUUGCUUACGUGCACAGCCGGGGUUAUGCUCACAGGGACCUCAAACCAGAGAAUUUCUUAUUUGACGAACAUCAUAAAGUAAAGAUGAUUGACUUUGGUCUCUGUGCAAAACCUAAGGGUAAUAAGGAUUACCUUCUACAGACGUGCUGUGGGAGUCUCGCUUAUGCAGCACCUGAGUUAAUACAAGGCAAAUCAUAUCUUGGAUCAGAGGCUGAUGUUUGGAGCAUGGGCAUACUCUUAUAUGUUCUUAUGUGUGGAUUUCUACCAUUUGAUGAUGAUAAUGUUAUGGCUUUGUACAAGAAGAUUGUGGCGUGCAGUAUGCAAGAGUGUAGGAUCAGGGGGCUUCCAUCCAGAUGUCAGAAGAAGGCCUGGGAUGCCAAGCAGCGUGCAUCUGAGGGCAAUAUGUGA
Molecule: messenger RNA, 905 nt
Organism: Octodon degus (degu)
Lineage: Eukaryota; Metazoa; Chordata; Mammalia; Rodentia; Octodontidae
Product: maternal embryonic leucine zipper kinase-like
Exons: 1
Coding region: 141-905 (254 amino acids)
Biological process (GO): intracellular signal transduction; protein phosphorylation; microtubule cytoskeleton organization
Cellular component (GO): cytoplasm
Molecular function (GO): protein serine/threonine kinase activity; ATP binding; tau-protein kinase activity
Source: RefSeq, a predicted model, not a curated record